Aspergillus heteromorphus CBS 117.55 is the source of this 2610-nucleotide messenger RNA. RefSeq names its product 1-phosphatidylinositol-4-phosphate 5-kinase. Lineage: Eukaryota; Fungi; Ascomycota; Eurotiomycetes; Eurotiales; Aspergillaceae. Gene Ontology annotation, molecular function: phosphatidylinositol kinase activity. Gene Ontology annotation, biological process: phosphatidylinositol metabolic process. The coding region runs from base 1 to 2610 and encodes 869 amino acids. The transcript has 2 exons. The record is from RefSeq and is a predicted model, not a curated record.
AUGCCGUCCUUCUCCAACGACGUCGCCUAUCAGUCGUCCACCGCAACCGCCACCCACCCUCGCCCGUUCGACUCGCCGCAAGGAAAAGCGCCCGAGAAGAACUCCGUGGGGAAUACGUUCUUGUGGACAAAUUGGCCCAAUGGCGACGCCAACCAUCUCGAUGCCCCUCCAAAUGACCACCAACUCACAAACGGCAGUGCCUAUUCUUUGAAUGGUCCGCGGUCAAGCGCCAGCUCCUACACCAGAGACUUGCCGCACUCGAAAGACGGCAGCAUGCACUCCUUAGGAAACGGGUCGGCUCGGGAACCGAGAGAGGGCGGGCGGCCGUCGAAUACGCUGGAUCGCGAUACUCCCAAGAGGUCGGCGGAGACUCGACCUCGUGCCGCCUCGCCCGCGACGUCGGUCGCAAGCCAGCAGGUCAAUGGGACGCUAAGCCCUCGCUCGCUCAACGGCAAGCCGACGGUGAACGGAGACCACGUCCGACCCUCCGCCGACGAAAUGGUGGCUCCGGACUCGAUAGGAAACGCCUCAGCGACACGAUUGUCGACCUCUCAGCCUGAUGACGCUGGCCGUCUCUCGCCCGACCCCGAUCGCUUGUCGCCCUCGCAGAAAAGUCCCCACCGUUACUCCUCCCCCCCCGUCCCGCCUAGCAUGGAUAGCAGCGCACAAGAGCCGACAGGCACCGGUCUCCGACAUCGACAUACGCUGCAAGUCCCUAAAACGACCGGUGCCCGCCGAAGUAGUCGUGACCAUACCGACGACGCUGCCUACAGCAGUGGUCGUCUGUCCCCCACAACGGGAGCUCGCCGCACUUCCUUCAGCUUGGCCCGACGGGCCACCCGAACCAACCAGUCCGACUCAUUUCCCGACGAUGCUGCUGCGGAUGAAGAUGCGGCCCGAUGGGCGGAAGCCAUCAAACAGCGCCGGGCCUCCAAGCGAAGACGCCGGGACGACGACGAGGAAGAUCACGUUAUCGUUGGGACCAAGGUCGACCAGAACCAUGUGAAUUAUGUCACAGCCUACAACAUGCUCACCGGAAUCCGAUUCACGGUAUCGCGGAUCAAUGCGAAGAUGGAUCGAGAGUUGACUCCGGCGGAUUUUGAGGCGAAGCAUAAAUUCUCGUUUGAUAUCACCGGGAAUGAACUGACACCUUCUGCCAAAUACGAUUUCAAAUUCAAGGACUAUGCGCCCUGGGUGUUCCGUCACCUGCGAGCCAAGUUCCGACUCGACCCUGCCGAUUACCUGAUGUCGCUUACCAGCAAGUAUAUCCUUUCCGAAUUGGGCUCGCCGGGAAAGAGUGGAAGUUUCUUCUACUUUUCCCGGGAUUACAAGUACAUCAUCAAAACCAUCCACCAUUCCGAACACAAGCUGUUGCGAAAGAUCCUCCCCGAAUACUACCGGCACGUCGAGAAGAACCCCAACACCCUGAUCUCGCAAUUCUAUGGCCUUCACCGCGUCAAGAUGGCCUAUGGCCGCAAAAUCCACUUCGUCGUCAUGAACAACCUGUUCCCUCCCCACCGCGAUAUCCACCAGACCUUCGAUUUGAAAGGUUCGAUGAUCGGUCGUGACUUGCGCGAAGAGGACCUGGAGAAGAACCCGCGGGCCACGUUGAAGGAUCUGAACUGGGUGCGGAGGGAGCGCGAGAUUCAGUGUGGUCCGUCCAAGCGGGAUAUCUUCCUCGCUCAGCUGAAGCGUGACGUGGAAUUGCUGAAGAAACUGAAGAUCAUGGAUUACUCGCUCCUGGUUGGAAUCCAUGACCAGGAACGAGGAAACGAGGAGAAGCUCCGCGAUAAGACCCUGCAGGUGUUCCAGCCUGGGGGUGACCGCGAGGAAGACGCCAACCCCAACAUGCUGAUGCGCACGCCGUCCAAACUGGAGAACGAACGCAAAGCACGUGAGCUCCGCAUGCUCAUCAAGCGUGAACGCCCAGUGCCGCUUGAUCAAGCGACUGCGAAGAUGCCCGACGAAAUCCUGGACGAGAGGAAACAUCACGUCUUCUACUCGGACGAUGGUGGAUUCCGAGCUACGCACGAAAACGGCCAGCCCGGCGACGAGAUUUACUAUCUGGGAAUCAUCGACUGCCUGACCCACUACGGAUUUAUUAAGAAGAUAGAGCACUUCUUCAAGGGCCUCUCUCACGACCGGACGCAGAUCUCUCCUAUCCCGCCAGAGGGCUAUGGGGAUCGGUUCGUGAACUUCGUCAAGGGCAUAACCAUGUCCAAAGAGGAGGGGGAACGACACCGGGAAGCACGGGCAAUGGGGCGACCCUCUGCGGAGCGCUCCGAGUCUGUUGAGCGCACGAUGCAGGCGGCGGAGAAGGAGGCGUCCAAGGACAUCUCGACGGCCGAGCCUCGGACGCUAUCGACCGUUCGCGACCCCGGGGACCCCAGCACUGUGGCUCCUUCUUUCCUGCCCAUCGUGGACGAGGCCGGCGAGGCCAGCAGUGUGGGCGGACACAGUCAACACAGUCGCCAUCGCCCCUCGUCAGCCGCUGCCCUCGACAAAGAGCUGCCGGCGGUUCCCCAGGCUAACGGCUCACCCUUCGCUGGAAAAGGCAAGGGAGUCUCCCGAGAUGGGCAACCCGACUGGGUCUCCUCGGGCAGACAAUAG